AUGGAGCACAAGCCCAAGCCCAAGCCCAAGAAGAACAUGGCCCAGCGCGAACUCGAGCGCAUGACCGCCCAACUCGGUGGCCAGUCCCCCCUGGUGACCCCCCUGGGCCCAGGGAACUGGCCGUCCCCCUUCUCCAUGGGCAUCCUUCCCAGCGCGCAGCUAGGGAAGUACAUCAGGGCCUACUACGGCUCCCUCCUCUGCCAUGACAUCGACAAUGCCCUCCCGGGCCGGCAGCCGACCAAGCAAGGCAGCCUCCAGCGCCGGUGGAGCAUCGCGCCGAACCGCUUCCCGCUGCUGCUCCCGCUGUACAACGCGCACCGCUACCGCUUCGCCGGCUCGCGCGACAUCAAGACCGCCGCGAGCCUGAAGCGCAUGUGGGAGAUGUGGAACGCCGAGAUGCGCCGGCUGAUCGACCUGGCGAACGCGAGGGCCGCGGCCGAGGGAAAGACCCUGACGUAUGUAGAGCUGAGCGACAGCGAGGACGAGACGGAGCACGACGAUAACGCCAACGACGACGAGAAGGACGCCGACGAGGGCAAGGGCAACAAGCAAGACGGCAAGCCGGUGGUGGAGGUGGAAGACGACGACGAUGACGAUGACACGGAGGAGGAAGAGGUUGACGAUGAGGAGACGGAGGACGAUGAUAGCGAUGACGACUAUAAGGACGACGACGAGACGGAGGAUGAAGAGGACGAGUAA
Drepanopeziza brunnea f. sp. 'multigermtubi' MB_m1 is the source of this 699-nucleotide messenger RNA. NCBI's taxonomy places the organism in Eukaryota, Fungi, Ascomycota, Leotiomycetes, Helotiales, Drepanopezizaceae. The record is from RefSeq and is a predicted model, not a curated record.